This is a messenger RNA of Penicillium argentinense, 672 nucleotides long. RefSeq lists its product as uncharacterized. The record is from RefSeq and is a predicted model, not a curated record. The transcript is spliced from 5 exons. Bases 1 to 672 code for a protein of 223 amino acids. Lineage: Eukaryota; Fungi; Ascomycota; Eurotiomycetes; Eurotiales; Aspergillaceae.
AUGCCCCCUAAACGGAAGCGCACGAACGACGAUGAGAAUCAGGACGAAAACGAGAGCAAGCGCUAUGCCCACCUGAAACCACAAGUCCGUCGCGUGCCCGAGAAGACCAUCAAGGCGAAAUGGUCUACCCUCCCCGAACCUGUUCAAGAGAAGGUCCGCGAACUGUUUCAUUCGCUUGAGCGACCGGUGAUUGUGCGCAAUAAAAAUGAGCAGAAGCGCAUCGAAGCGCAGAGUGCGGUGCAGGCUGUAGUUCGCAACCUUGGAAAGCGACUUCCACGGAUGCCCUUCCCGCCCAUCACCAAGGAUUCCAACUUCGACUACGAGUCUGCGCUGAAUGAACAUCGAUCGCUGGAAGCCAAUUUGGCUACCAUAAACGACAGUAUUGAACUCCUCAAGUCCGAGAUUGCGAAAGAAGAGGAACAUCCUGUCCUCCAGCAGCUGGACGACCUGCCGCCAGUUCGAGAUGCGCAGUCCUCGGAAUUCACCCUGGCGGACACGAAAACCAGUCAUGUAUCGCUAAAUGAGCUGGACGACGACCCCGAAGUCCAGGGGUUGAUGAAGCAACUGCAUGGACAUCUCCAAUCUAUGCAGAGCAAUACAGCCCCGCUGGCAGGGCUGAGAGACGCGAUUACCCGAUCACAGGCGGCAUUGGACUUGUAUUCGAACGAUUGA